This is a messenger RNA of Sabethes cyaneus, 1020 nucleotides long. Its product is annotated as serine protease snake-like. Gene Ontology annotation, molecular function: serine-type endopeptidase activity. The record is from RefSeq and is a predicted model, not a curated record. The coding region runs from base 53 to 1000 and encodes 315 amino acids. The transcript is spliced from 4 exons. Lineage: Eukaryota; Metazoa; Arthropoda; Insecta; Diptera; Culicidae. Gene Ontology annotation, biological process: proteolysis.
AAUCAACAAACAAUCGGCCCAAGCGAAGGCACCAGACGCAGUAUAGUCCAAGAUGCUGCCAUUGAGUUGUCUCGUGUUUUUGACUGCUGUCUGUGCCGGUGCAGCUCAAGGCUUUAAUUUUCCCGAUGAGGAGCGGAUUUCGGUGAAGAAAUGUCACGAGUAUCGCAAGCUGACGAUUAAGACCUCAACCAUCAUAACGUUAUCGCUUCGGCCGACGGCAAUUAAUUACGAAGAUUACAAGUGUCCCAAUGCGAUUGAGCUGAUAGUCGGUGGGGAAGCCGCCCGAAGAGGGGAAUUUCCGCACCAAGCACUGUUGGGUUAUCCUUUGGAUAGUGACACGCGAACCAUUGAGUUCCGAUGUGGAGGUUCACUGAUCAGUGAACGGUACGUGCUGACGGCAGCCCAUUGUUUUACGAGAGGCAUUCCGACCGUGGUGCGACUGGGUGAAAGUGAUUUGACCGACGAGGAUGACGAUCAAGUGGAUUUCGACAUUGAGGAAUUGAAAAGGCAUCCGGAAUUUUCACCUCGCCGAGCUUAUCACGAUAUUGCGCUGAUAAAGCUGGCUCAGGAUGUGUUUUUCACUAAAUUGGUUCGGCCGGCCUGUCUGUGGACAGGCUUCGAUCUGAAUAUAACCAAAGUGAUAGCGACCGGAUUCGGAAAGACGGAGUUCACCGGUGAAACCUCCGACAUUCUGAGGAAGGUCCAACUGGAUGUUUUGGAACAAUCCGAAUGUAUUUCAUUGAGUAGGGACAGGAAAUUCACUCGCGGAAUAAUCGACAGUCAAAUUUGCGUGGGAAGCCAAGAAGGUGCCAAAGAUACCUGCCAGGGUGAUUCAGGAGGACCCCUGGAGACGGUGACCGACCAUAGAGGGUGCGUAUUUCAUAUUGUGGGAAUCACGUCCACCGGCCUGCCCUGUGGUUAUGGAAAAUCUCCCUCGAUCUACACGAGAGUGGCGAGCUACAUAGACUGGAUUGAAAUGGAAGUUUGGGGAUCCAAUUGACUAAAAUCGUUAGUUUAAGA